Molecule: messenger RNA, 497 nt
Organism: Ilyonectria robusta
Lineage: Eukaryota; Fungi; Ascomycota; Sordariomycetes; Hypocreales; Nectriaceae
Exons: 1
Source: RefSeq, a predicted model, not a curated record
UCUCGCCAGGCUUCUUGCGGUUCGCAAUAUCGCCCACACAUUCAUCGAGUACCCCGAGUUUCACGCUGUUAUACUCUCCUGCAACUACAUGGCCCGGGACGUCCUCCUACGCAGUCGCAGAGCGGUACCGAAGCUUCUCGAAAAGACUUUCGCUCAACACAAACAAGGCCUCAUCAACAAGCUUUAUAAUUCUCUCUCUUCCAUGGUCCACUUCACCAUUGACAUGUGGACCUCGUCGGAACAGAAAGCAGCAUAUCAGGCAAUCGUGGUCCAUUUUGUAGAUGCGGAGACGAGAGAAGUCGCUCAAGCGUUAUUGUCACUGCGCGAGUUCAAAGGAAGCCACAGUGGGAAAUUGCAAGCCAAGGCUUUCCUGGAGGUUGUCGAAGAGUACGGCCUCAACGGAAAGAUUGGCUACUUCACGAUGGAUAAUCACGAUGCUAACGAUACUAUGCUUGACGAUGUCGCAAAAGAGAUUGAUGGGUUUGACCCGGUUGCCA